GCCCGCCCCCCAAACCAAAGGGAAACCCUCACCACGCUUCCCGAAACUUCUCCUUUCUCCAUCCUCAACCCUACUCCCCCCUUCAUCCGCACGAACGAAGCAGCGCGAGCGAGGAGCAGACGAUCCUUCCCGACCUCGAAGCGUACCCCCCCUUCCAGCCGCAGCCAUGGCGACCGUCAUGCAGAAGAUCAAGGACAUCGAGGACGAGAUGGCAAGGACACAGAAGAAUAAAGCCACUGCUCACCAUCUUGGUCUUCUUAAGGCUAAACUUGCAAAAUUGCGGCGGGAGUUGCUCACUCCAACAUCCAAAGGUGGUGGUGGUGCAGGUGAAGGAUUUGAUGUGACGAAGAGUGGAGAUGCACGUGUUGGUUUAGUUGGCUUUCCUUCGGUUGGGAAAUCAACAUUGUUGAACAAGCUAACAGGGACAUUUUCAGAGGUUGCUUCCUACGAGUUUACAACUUUAACAUGUAUUCCUGGAGUUAUCAUGUAUAAGGGUGCUAAAAUCCAGCUUCUAGAUCUCCCAGGGAUCAUCGAAGGUGCUAAAGAUGGAAAGGGCAGAGGAAGACAGGUUAUCAGCACAGCUAGGACAUGCAAUGUUAUUUUGAUUGUUCUUGAUGCCAUAAAACCAAUAACUCACAAGCGUCUUAUUGAGAAGGAGCUUGAAGGAUUUGGCAUUAGGUUGAACAAAACACCACCCAAUUUGACUUUCAGAAGAAAGGACAAGGGUGGAAUCAACUUCACAUCAACAGUGACGAACACACAUUUGGACCUUGAUACAGUAAAAGCAAUCUGUAGCGAGUACAGGAUACAUAAUGCUGAUGUCUCCCUGAGAUAUGAUGCUACAGCAGAUGAUCUCAUAGAUGUUAUUGAAGGAAGCCGGAUUUACACUCCUUGCGUAUAUGUUGUCAACAAGAUUGAUCAGAUAACACUCGAGGAGCUGGAAAUCUUGGACAAACUUCCCCAUUACUGCCCGGUUAGUGCUCAUCUUGAAUGGAAUCUUGAUGGACUUCUGGAGAAGGUAUGGGAAUACUUGGAUUUGGUUAGGAUAUACACAAAACCUAAAGGGCUGAACCCAGAUUAUGAGGAUCCUGUUAUCGUAUCAUCUAAGAAGAAAACCGUGGAAGAUUUCUGCGACAGAAUCCACAAGGACAUGGUCAAACAAUUUAAAUACGCUCUGGUAUGGGGUUCCAGUGUGAAACAUAAGCCUCAGAGAGUUGGCAAGGAGCAUGAGCUUGACGAUGAGGACGUCGUUCAGAUCAUCAAGAAAAUAUAGGCGUAUCAUGUGGUGGAACGAAACCUGUUUUUUUCUGCAAAACUGGGAGCGUUGAGGAUUUUGUUGAGUAGUAGCCUCGCGAGAAGAGCUUGAACUCGGCCUUUGCUUGUUGGUGAGGCUCAUAUGUAAUGUUCCCUGUUCUCAGAAAAUUUGCUUUGAUCCAAAGACAAUGUGAGUCGGCAUUUACUUAUAUACAACGAGUCAUGUAGCUGUGAUGUAACUUCCUCUAACUUGGUGCCAUGUGGACUGGAGUCA
Zea mays is the source of this 1528-nucleotide messenger RNA. RefSeq names its product developmentally-regulated GTP-binding protein 1. The record is from RefSeq and is marked validated. Gene Ontology annotation, molecular function: GTPase activity; GTP binding. NCBI's taxonomy places the organism in Eukaryota, Viridiplantae, Streptophyta, Magnoliopsida, Poales, Poaceae.